This is a messenger RNA of Rhizoctonia solani, 1722 nucleotides long. RefSeq lists its product as uncharacterized. The transcript is spliced from 4 exons. NCBI's taxonomy places the organism in Eukaryota, Fungi, Basidiomycota, Agaricomycetes, Cantharellales, Ceratobasidiaceae. The coding region runs from base 1 to 1722 and encodes 573 amino acids. The record is from RefSeq and is a predicted model, not a curated record.
AUGGAGUCGAAAGAAUUCUCCACCGAGCCCCUUCGAUGGCCAGUCGAUGGCACCGAGUCAAAGGAGCUCGAUCUGGCUUAUAACUCGGUCCCCUUGCUCCCUCACGACCCUAAUGCUGCUAAAGAGACCGGCGUUACUGAAGUUAUACACUUCCUUGGAUCUGUUGGGAUAGCAAUGACCCUCUUAUACGGUCUCAACAGAACUCAACUGUACCUGGAGCGGCAGCCACGAAUCAAGCUUGCUGACGGGAGCGAGGACUCUAGCACUCUGGGCGCGUUGAUGAUACUUCGGUGGAUUGGUGCUGCCUGGACUGGACCGCUAUGUCUGCGCGUCAUGUUCUUCCUUGCGGAACGUAACGGGGUAUACCGACACGAUAUAUCGUGGAUAAUCAGUUACGGGAUUCUCCCCCCCGAAGGCCUACUUGAGGCAUUCCCGGAAUUUCUUGAUCGGGAUGGUGCCAUAUCCUGGGUCCCCAAUAGCUCUACUCUAAAGCCUUCAGGGUCUUUGUCGAGUUACACUAUCGCAUAUACGGGACUGUUAUCGGAUACCAUUAAGCAAGUUGGUUGGGACUCGUACGACUUUCAUGCCAGCUAUGCCUAUAGCGCCAACUUCCGGAGUUUCUUAGUGAAGAAUUUGAACUUGCCUUGGGGCCAGAAGGUUGAAGAAUAUGUUUUUAAACGUGUUACAAGCUCUGUCGCCCGUCUGGACGUCAAUAGCACGGUCGAUAGCAUCUUUCUACCGUAUUUCAUAGUCAAGAAAAUCGAAUGGCUCUCAGGACCUGACAAUUACUUGAACCAAACAUACAACGAGAUGGUAAACCGUUCGGAUAUUUACCCUAACUUCCAUGAUGUGAUGUCAGAACCUCGGGGAGCCGCAUUAAUGGCUAACCUCAGACCUGAUGGUAGUGCCAACAUAACACAAACCUGGUCACUGCUUAUCAACGUCCAGAUGGACCACAUCAGAAGCUCCCCAUCCAUUCGCUGCAGCAACUGUACUUUUAUAGCCCAAAACACCACCAUACCUACCUUUGGAUACGCUCUAAAUCAGACAAAGGUUGGCGAUGUUAUUUACGAGUUGUAUGGCUGCUUCGCCUACGCCAAAAUAUCUUUUGAGGCAGGCGUUGGGCUGUGUCGAAAUUGUCGCGUCAGCGCAUUCUCCACGGUUCAAAAUGACACGGCAAUGGAGUGGCUAGAGGCAGGGCCGCCAGUCAAUGGCGCCGUGCUUGAAAUACCCUUCAUAUAUAUGGUAUUACAAGAUAUGUACAAGUACCUGCCUGCCAUCGCGCCGCUACGAGAGUCACUUCCGGAUCCAACCAGUGACCUCGAAACUUACAUCAAGGCGUUGCUCACCCGCUGUUACUCGAGUGUUUGGAACUCAUGGACUGAUUCCAUUUCAAGUGACCUUCCGCCACUAAAUUCAAGUUACGCCCCAGCACUUCCAACACUUCAAGCGAGCGUUAGCUCCACUCGAGUCUACGCGUGGCUCGUCCUCCACUUACUUGCCACACUCGCGGGCACGAUAUUCUUAUAUCUUGAAUUAUCAUCAAAACACCUACUCACGGGUGAUACACGUAUGGUUAUGUUCGACAUUGAUAGCACCGAAGUGCCUGUACCUAACAGGAAAGGCAAGUCCGGGAAGGAGGAGCUGCUCGGAAUUAAGCCAGAUGAGGAUAGAUGGAAAGUAAUAAUAGCAUCUGGCUUCCGAAGACGGGAGUAUAGUUAG